This is a messenger RNA of Thermothielavioides terrestris NRRL 8126, 1268 nucleotides long. RefSeq lists its product as uncharacterized. NCBI's taxonomy places the organism in Eukaryota, Fungi, Ascomycota, Sordariomycetes, Sordariales, Chaetomiaceae. The transcript has 2 exons. Bases 120 to 1016 code for a protein of 298 amino acids. The record is from RefSeq and is a predicted model, not a curated record.
AAUCACCCCUCACCACCGCGCCACACAUCACCGGCAUCCCACCUGACAAGAAGAUCGCCCAAACAAUCUCUCCCCGCGCCCCUUGAGCUCCAAGUCAACUAACUCUUCAGUCCCCGAGCAUGGCAGCCACCACGACCGUCGAGGUUCCUCACCUCGGCGGCAUCACCGUCGGGUACGCGCUCUCCGGUGGCGCGUACGACCCGGCGAAGCCGACCUGCGUGCUGAUCAACUCGAUGUGCACGACCGUGUCGCUCUACCGGGCGCAGUUCGCCGACGCGGCGCUCACGGACGUGCUCAACCUGCUCGCCAUCGAGCCGCUCGGCCACGGCGCCACGCGCUGCGCCACCGAGCACUUCACCUACUGGGACUCGGCCGUUAUGGCGCUGCAGGUGCUCGACAAGCUAGGGAUUGACAAGGCGUUCGCGCUCGGGACGAGCCAGGGCGGCUGGAUCGUCGCGCGCAUGGCGCUGCUGGCCCCGCACCGCAUCCAGGGGCUCGUGCUGCUCGGCACGUCGAUGGACUACGAGUCGGCCGACUCGCGGAGCAAGGGGUGCUGGGACCCCAAGACGCUGCUGACGCCCUUCUACGACAAGUGGUGCAGCCGCACGCCGACGCCGGACUUCGUGGUGGACGACGUCUGGUGCGGCAUGGUGGGCAGCAUCGGCUUCGGGUCUAGCGGCACGCCCGAGCUGCUCCAGUUCUGGACGGAGACGCUCAAGGGCGUGUAUCGGGGCGACGAGGGGAGGAAGAAGCUCAAGGUGGCGCUGGCCUGUCUGCUGGACCGGGAUGGGCUCUUGCGCCGGCUCCGCGAUAUUACCUGCCCAGUGUACUGGCUCCAGGGUACUGAAGACGUCCCUUUUGGCACCAAAGUCCCGGUGGAACAGAUCAAGUUGUUCACAGCGUCGCCGGAGGCCACGCUCACUUUCGUGGAAGGCGGCGGACACUACCUGAACGCGACCAACCCGAAGGAGGUUGCGGCUGCGUUGCUUCAGUUGGUGAAGAAGUACCAGAGCUAAAAUGGGCUCAGACAAUGUCGAACAUAACUAGAGCAAUCCUCAGGACGUCAAACCAAGCGCGUGACGCUGCCGUGUCUCCCUCUACCCUGUACCCACUGAGAGAGACCACGAACUGACUGUACAUAGGAACUGCAGGGCAGAACCGACAACCUGAUAGGCCCAUGAGAGGAUUGUCGCCUCAUUGCCAAAGUUGCAACUGCCGUCGUGAAUGUCGGUCCUGGAGGCCAUCCUCUACUCCCUUCCAGUUCCAUU